UCAGAUUGAUUGGAAAGAGUUCCAAGAUGGACUUCUCCUUACGUAAAAAAUCUAUAAUUUCAAAGCAGUCGAUACUGUUCCUUAUCUUCUAGACAGCCCCGCGUACAUUUAUUACACGAUCGGUGCAAAGUACUUACUACUCAUCCUCAUUGUUCAUUAGAAAAAAUGUCUUCGUCUUUGGAGGUGAAGAAACAGACGGCCAUUCUAGAGCAGCGAGAAGCUCUAGCUGGGCAUUCGUUUAGGAACUGCAGCGGCGUGGCGUUGGUCACAAAAAGCAAUAUUGACGAAACUGUCACAUGGGCCAAAGGCUUUUUGGAUGACAGCCCAGCAGAAACCCUGGACGGGAAGGGGUUGGCGCUGUUAUGACUCUGAGUUGGCGUGUUGAUUUUUACUUUUUUGGUGUAGGUUGGUAGCUGUAGUUGUUUUUCAAUUUCAAAAAAUCACCUAGAUUCUAUUCCAUGGAAGAUGGGUACGGGAAUAAUUACAGACAAAGCCAAAGUGAAAGUACACCCACUUCUAAUGUCACGCAGCAAAGACGGAUUUGUGCAGAAAUUACGGCUACAUGGACAAGACUCUAAGGCUGAUUUGUUCGAACGCAGCUGGCAUGAGUAUUUGGGUUUGGGAUCGUUGUCAACGACUUCACUGGAUCCCCCUCUCAUUUUCGACGAAGAAGCUGCUACCUAUGGCAUACUGGAAUGUCUUUUCGCAUUGGUUCUCGAACCACUUACUGGUAAGGCUCUUGUCGUUGUCCUACUGGAAAAUGACAUCCACAGAAUGAUUUGACUCCCGCUCGAUGUCCUAAAAGAGAUAUUCUUUUCACUCUUCUUGCAUUUCGAAAGUUCGAGAAGAAAGAGACCAUGCGGCUGUGAUGAAUGGAUAAGUUCAUCUUCUCUGCUGUCUAUAUCUGAAAAAAGAGACGUAGAAGUUGUGACGGUAAUAUCUGCAAUAGCCAAAUACUACUACAACCUCCACCCGUCGACAACAUGUCUCUAAUAUCAUGCCUAAUUCUGUGGUGCCUGCACUCUUGCGGCUACGCGCUAGACGAAAUCAGACGCGCGAAAACUGACGUCGGGCUCAAACGGUAGAUGUGAACGAUUUUAUCCUGGAUCUGCCAGAUGAGAUGCACUACAGUGAAUGGGA
Molecule: messenger RNA, 1140 nt
Organism: Amoebophrya sp. A25
Lineage: Eukaryota; Dinophyceae; Syndiniales; Amoebophryaceae
Source: the annotation of a GenBank genome assembly